UAAAGGUCUUGACCUUUAAAAGGUUAAAUUGUGAAGUGAAAAGUUUCUUUGGGCAGAAUUAAUUGAAAUACAAUUACAGACUCUACAGACUUAAAAAUGUAUUUUGACAUUUAAAGAAAAGGCUGAUUUUGCUUUUUACUUCUUAAUGUAUUUAGCAGGAAAGUCUUAUUGACAGUGUUCUUUACGUCCGCUCAUUAUCAGCCUCAUUAAUGUAAGUGGGCUACGGCUGAGUCUGAUGGAAUCUAGUGCCAAAAAGCUGAACGUGACUGUUUCAUUUAUUUUGAGUAGCUGGUGGAGUGACGUGAGUCAGAAUGAGCACGUGCCGUCAUUUCCUUUGUUGUAUGACGAUAUCGAUUCCAUCAGCUCUCACGCGCCUCUUUAAUGUUGUGGCACAUGGCUCGCUGAUGCGCACGUGCGCGGGCACCUGCCUGGUCCUUCCCACCGCAGUGCACCUUCUCCCUUAAACUGCACCACUGCGCGAGCCACACUGGCUCUUAACGCGCAGCCGCGCUCCAAUCAGCGCGCCCCUCAGAUCCAAAAUGGUGUCCGGUUUCCUCACCCAGCGAGCUCUGCGGGACGGGUUGCCAGGGCAACGUCCGUCACGCUUAGAUUACGUAAUGCUACAGUGGACAGUGUUUGUUGAGGAUGACUCUAGAGAAGGAUGUAGAGUUAUUGAGCCCUUAGAUGAGACUAGCGCGUCUUAGCCCACUGAUUUGCGUUAAUGCAAAAGCUGUAAUAAUUCUCAAUAAAGACAACUUGUCAGAUCAUAAACAGAUUAAAAAGCGUCUGCAGAUUUGGUGACCGGCAUGUUUCUGCGACGGGAGAGAGAGGGAAUAGAGCAAGAGCUGGUCCGAGUCUGCGUGAGUGCGCGCACUUGUGCGCGUUUGGUGGAGGGAGAGUGCGCAACAGAGAGCGAGGGACGGGACACUGCGCGCUUCCAACUUCACUAAAGUUGGUGGCGGAGCCGCAUCCGCGCGUCCUUGCGGAGAUGCGGCGGUCAAACGAGGUGGAAGCGACGCAGGUUUAACGACAAUUCAGACGGCGACUGUUGUUGAGCUCAAGAUGACGGUACUGAAAGAAAUCCCGGAGAAAUGGUUUCCCAUCAUUCUUCCCCAGCAAAGGAAGAAGCACAAAGGACUUGAUGGGGGCAAAUCGAAAAAGAAUCGGGCAGAGGAGGAGAGAAGAGUCCGAGCCAACGACAGAGAGUACAAUGAAAAGUUCCAGUAUGCAAGCAACUGCAUCAUGACAUCCAAGUACAACGUCAUCACCUUUCUGCCCGUCAACCUGUUCGAGCAGUUCCAGGAAGUAGCCAACACCUACUUCCUGUUCCUGCUCAUCCUGCAGCUGAUUCCCCAGAUCUCCUCCCUCUCCUGGUUCACCACCAUCGUGCCUUUAGCUCUGGUGCUGAGCAUCACCGCGGUGAAGGAUGCCACGGACGACUACUUUCGCCACAAGAGCGACAACCAAGUGAACAACCGUCAGUCUCAGGUCCUCAUCCGUGGCUCCCUUCAGCAUGAAAAGUGGAUGAACGUCCGUGUGGGCGAUAUCAUUAAACUGGAGAACAAUCAGUUUGUGUCAGCCGACCUGCUGUUGCUGUCCAGCAGCGAGCCUCACGGCCUCUGUUACAUCGAGACGGCCGAGCUGGACGGGGAGACCAACAUGAAGGUGCGGCAGUCGGUCUCGGUCACGUGUGAACUCGGAGACCCCAACAACCUGGCGUCGUUUGACGGGGAGGUGGUGUGCGAGCCUCCCAACAACAAGCUGGACCGCUUCUGCGGGACCCUGCACUGGCGCGGCAGGAGGUACGGCCUCACCAACCAGAACAUGCUGCUGCGGGGAUGCGUGCUGCGCAACACCGAGGCCUGCUACGGCCUGGUCAUCUUCGCAGGCCCGGACACCAAGCUGAUGCAGAACAGCGGGCGCACCAAGUUCAAGCGCACGAGCAUCGACCGGCUGAUGAACACGCUGGUGCUCUGGAUCUUUGGCUUCCUGGUGUGCAUGGGCGUGAUCCUGGCUGUGGGCAACGCCGUGUGGGAGGGCGAGGUGGGCUCCUUGUUCCAAAGCUACCUGCCGUGGGAGCCGCCCGUGGACAACUUCCUGUUCUCCGCCUUCCUGUCCUUCUGGUCCUACGUCAUCAUCCUCAACACCGUGGUGCCUAUCUCUCUGUAUGUGAGCGUGGAGGUGAUCAGACUGGGUCACAGCUACUUCAUCAACUGGGACCAGCAGAUGUUCUGCGCGCAGUGCAACACGGCCGCCGAGGCCCGGACCACCACCCUGAACGAGGAGCUGGGGCAGGUCGAGUACAUCUUCAGCGACAAGACGGGAACGCUCACCCAGAACAUCAUGACCUUCAACAAGUGCUCCAUCAAUGGAAAAACCUAUGGUGAAGUUACGGAACCACUUGGACCUCAGCCGAAGAGGCUGGACUUCACCCCCUUCAACCCCCUGGCCGACCCCAGCUUCUGUUUCUAUGACGACGCGCUGCUGGAGUCGGUGAAAGUGGGAGAAUCGCUGACUCACGAGUUCUUCCGCCUGCUGUCGCUGUGUCACACCGUGAUGAGCGAGGAGAAGAGCGAGGGAGAGCUACUGUACAAGGCCCAGUCCCCGGACGAGGGCGCGCUCGUUACGGCGGCGCGCAGCUUCGGCUUCGUCUUCCGCUCGCGGACGCCCGGGACCAUCACCACCACAGAGAUGGGGCGACCCGUCACCUACACGCUGCUCGCCAUUCUGGACUUCAACAAUAUACGCAAGAGGAUGUCCGUUAUCGUGCGUAACCCAGAGGGCAGGAUCCGUCUGUACUGCAAAGGAGCCGACACCGUGCUGCUGGAGAGACUGCAGCCCUGUAACCAGGAACUGAUAAAUAUCACCUCAGACCACCUCAACGAGUAUGCGGCGGACGGCUUGCGGACCCUGGCCCUGGCCUACCGCGACCUGUCCGAGGACCAGUGGGAAGCGUGGUCGGAGAGCCACCGGUGCGCCGACAAAGCCACCGACUGCAGGGAGGACCGGCUGGCGGCCGCCUACGAGCACAUCGAGCAGGACAUGAUGCUUCUGGGAGCCACGGCCAUAGAAGACAAGCUGCAGGAGGGCGUCCCGGAGACCAUCGCCGUCCUCUCCCUCGCCAACAUUAAAAUCUGGGUUCUGACUGGAGACAAGCAGGAGACCGCCGUCAACAUCGGCUACUCCUGCAAGAUGCUGACAGACGACAUGACCGAGGUGUUCAUCAUCAGCGGACACACUGUGCAGAGCGUCCGGCAGGAGCUCAGGAGGGCGAGGGAGAGGAUGAUCGCGGUGUCGCGAGGCCGAGAUGGGGGGAAGGAGGGAUGGGGGGAGGCGCGCUGCGCGGACAACGGGUGCAAAGGGGGACAGGGGGGAGACGCAGGAGGGGGAGAGAAGCAGCUGCAGUGCUCUGCCCCACCGCCCUCCAGCUUCAUGGACAGCAUCUCUGGAGAGUUUGCCCUGGUGGUCAACGGGCACAGUCUGGCCCACGCUCUGGAGGCCGACAUGGAGGCGGAGUUCGUGUCCACGGCGUGCGCCUGCAAGGCGGUGAUCUGCUGCCGGGUGACGCCGCUGCAGAAGGCGCAGGUGGUGGAGCUCAUCAAGAAGCACAGGAACGCCGUCACGCUGGCCAUCGGGGACGGCGCCAACGACGUCAGCAUGAUCAAGAGUGCUCAUAUUGGCGUCGGGAUCUCGGGCCAGGAGGGCAUCCAGGCCGUGCUGGCCAGCGACUACUCCUUCGCCCAGUUCCGCUUCCUCCAGCGGCUCCUGCUGGUUCACGGACGCUGGUCCUACCUGCGCAUGUGCCGCUUCCUCUGCUAUUUCUUCUACAAGAACUUCGCCUUCACCAUGGUGCACUUCUGGUUCGGCUUCUUCUGCGGCUUCUCUGCUCAGACGGUGUACGACCAGUACUUCAUCACUCUCUACAACAUCGUCUUCACCUCCCUCCCUGUGCUGGCCAUGGGGAUCUUUGACCAGGACGUUCCCGACCGGCGGAGUCUGGAAUACCCCAAGCUGUACGAGCCCGGGCAACUCAACCUCCUCUUCAACAAGAGGCAGUUCUUCAUCUGCAUCGCUCAGGGCAUCUACACGUCAGUGGUGCUGUUCUUCGUGCCCUGCAUCAUCCUGUCCGACGCCACUCAGAGCACCGGCGUGCCCCUGGCCGACUACCAGACCUUCGCUGUCGCCACGGCGACGGCGCUGGUCAUCGUGGUCAGCGUCCAGAUCGCCCUGGACACAGGCUUCUGGACAGUUUUCAACCAUGUGUUUGUCUGGGGCUCUCUGGGCUCUUACUUCACCAUCAUGUUUGCUCUGCACAGUCAGAGUCUCUUCGGGAUCUUUCCUAAUCAGUUCCACUUCGUAGGUAGUGCCCAGAGCACAUUAUUGCAGCCCGUCGUGUGGUUGACUAUUGCACUGGCGACAGCGAUAUGUGUAGUUCCCGUCUUGGCCGUGCGCUUCCUCAAGCUGGAUCUCAAACCUCAGCUCUCAGACACGGUGCGCCACACUCAGCUGGUGCGGCAGAAGAAGCGGAAGCCGGCGGGUUGCGGUGUGGGAGGGGCCUGGCGUGGGACGGGCAGCGCGUCGGAGGGCCGCCUGGGCGCCCGCGGCGGCUCCAGGAGGUCCGGCUACGCCUUUGCCCACCAGGAGGGCUUCGGGGAGCUGAUCACCUCAGGGAAGAACAUGCGGCUCUCGUCCCUGGCGCUGGCCACCUUCGCCUCCAGACACAGCUCCAGCUGGAUCGACACGCUCCGGAGGAAGAAGCAAGGCCCCGGCCCCCCCAGCGCCCCGGAGGAGGGCGGCCCGGCGCCGUCGGUGCCGCCACUCUCCAACUCCUCCUCGGUUCUGGGCGGCUCGCAGGACGCGCCUCUGGAGGAGGAGGCGGCCCGGAACACUCAGCCCGAUCCGGCUCCGUCACAGAUCGCACCAGCCCCGGCAUCCGAUUCAGGCGGAGCGGCACCUGCGGGUUCGGCCCAGGAAGCCGGCGCCGGGCCUCUCGGCGCCGCCACGGCGAGGUGUCACGGGGGAGACGCCCCUGGAGGCUGGAUGCUCACUCUGGGAUCUGUGCAGGUGAGCUGUCUGUACAUGGAGCCCUGUGACCGGUCCAGUGCACUGACUCCCGCCUCCUCCUCGCUCCCACAGGAGGAAGGGCGGCGCGGCCCGCACCGGCGCGGCCACCGGGUCGGCCGCACCCUCUGUCGCCACGGAAACCACCCAGCGAAGCUGAAGGCUGGAGGAUCGUAUCAAGCUGAUACAACGCACACAAAAUAA
This is a messenger RNA of Betta splendens (Siamese fighting fish), 5265 nucleotides long. RefSeq names its product ATPase phospholipid transporting 8B2 (gene atp8b2). The record is from RefSeq and is a predicted model, not a curated record. Gene Ontology annotation, biological process: Golgi organization; phospholipid translocation. Gene Ontology annotation, molecular function: magnesium ion binding; ATPase-coupled intramembrane lipid carrier activity; ATP binding. Gene Ontology annotation, cellular component: plasma membrane. The transcript has 28 exons. Lineage: Eukaryota; Metazoa; Chordata; Actinopteri; Anabantiformes; Osphronemidae. The coding region runs from base 1063 to 5265 and encodes 1400 amino acids.